AUGGGAAAAGUGUACUCUCUUCUUACGCGACCAAUUCGUACAUUUAACAUUGAAAAUCGUGCACGACGUGUUAUUUCAAGAAACAAACCAGUUCCUGCUCCUCAAUAUAAGGCAGUAGAAAAACAAAGGGAGCUGGUAAACAAGUUAAAGCCUGAUUUUAUGGAAACUCAUAACAAGGAGAAUGUCCAACUACAUGAGCAUUUAAAAAGUAUUUUUGUUACGUCUAAUGAUCCCCAGAUAGACCAAAAAGUUGGUACGAUAAUUUCAAGUGAAGAAUCUACUAAAAAUAAAUGUACCUUUAAAGAAGUGAUAAAUUUUUUAAAUAUGUACCAAAAUAAUCCAGUAGAAAGCACUAUAGAUGAAAUAUCUCAAAAGUACGAAUUAGAUAAAGAAGUAGUAGAAAAUAUUGUAAAACAUUUUGGAAUACUUAAUAGUGCAAAUCUGGCUGAUUUGCAGUUGAAGUCAGAUGCAGAUGCCAGAAUAGAAUAA
This is a messenger RNA of Habropoda laboriosa, 489 nucleotides long. RefSeq names its product protein NDUFAF4 homolog. Bases 1 to 489 code for a protein of 162 amino acids. Gene Ontology annotation, biological process: mitochondrial respiratory chain complex I assembly. The record is from RefSeq and is a predicted model, not a curated record. The transcript has 4 exons. Lineage: Eukaryota; Metazoa; Arthropoda; Insecta; Hymenoptera; Apidae. Gene Ontology annotation, cellular component: mitochondrion.